This is a messenger RNA of Aspergillus welwitschiae, 3150 nucleotides long. Its product is annotated as putative C2H2 transcription factor. The transcript is spliced from 6 exons. Gene Ontology annotation, molecular function: zinc ion binding; DNA-binding transcription factor activity, RNA polymerase II-specific; DNA binding. NCBI's taxonomy places the organism in Eukaryota, Fungi, Ascomycota, Eurotiomycetes, Eurotiales, Aspergillaceae. The record is from RefSeq and is a predicted model, not a curated record. Bases 1 to 3150 code for a protein of 1049 amino acids. Gene Ontology annotation, biological process: regulation of DNA-templated transcription; DNA-templated transcription.
AUGUCUCCGGAGAACAGCGAUGUCGGGCAAGAAACCGUGACCCGCCCUGAGGCCGAAGAGCCGACGAAAAACGACAGCAGAAGCAGCAGCAGCAGCAGCCGCAGCAGCAACCAGAACCAUGACGUACCGCAGAGCUCGACAGGGACUGGCCAGACUAAAUGCUCGAUCUGCCAAAGCACGUUUAGAAGGCCAGAGCAUUUAAAGCGCCACUUUCGCAGUCACACAAAGGAAAAGCCGUUUGAGUGUGCGCAGUGCGGCCGGCAUUUCUCCAGAACGGAUACUCUUCAUCGUCACGAACUCAGUCAUCAUAAUGCUGGAAUGGAAGGGGGAAAGGAUCGUACGCACCGGAUCACCGUCAAAACCUUCCGCGCUUGUUACAAAUGCGCUAUCGCAAGGGUGCGAUGCAGUGGGGGCUCGCCGUGCGCACGUUGCGAGAGUCGAUCCCUGGAAUGUCAGUAUCCGACCGAGAGACGAUCAAAAGCGAAGACUCGAAAGGAGACUCAGCCCUCUUUUACAAACGACGACGCAUCGUACGAUCAAUCUUCUCAUCUGGCUCAGUCCACGUGGGCAAAUGGUACCGACUUGCGUCCGUCACGCAAUGGAGAACAAUCAAUCCCGCCGCCCUUUCAUUACCAGAUGACACAGUUUCAGCUACAAAUGCCCAUAUCUAAUGCUUCCAACGCAGUCUCAUCUAACUUGUCCGCAAAUAACAAUAAUAUAGAGCCAGAAAAUAAACAUUUGGAUGAAACCAGGACAAAUGGACAAGCUCUCGGCGCCGAGGACAAUUCUACUUCACUAUCUUUGCACGAUUCUACUAGAGAGGUCAAGAAGAUGCGGGUCCCUUCUGUGCAGAAUGGUACCGUGGGAACACAAGGAUUGUACUCACAAAUCGCAACAUCGACCGAAGACAUGGCAGAACCCGCUCAUCGAACUGAGGGGCUCCAGUCAGCCAAAGGCUCUGAUGGCAUUGCAACAAUGCCAACAGUGGGAAGUCAGCAGGUACCAAUGGAACUCAUACAACCUCUACUUAAUCAGACCACUGUUCCUACGAUCAACUGGCUCCCGCAGGAUCUCGCUAAUGCGUCUAACGACCGUCGUCAUUCAAUAAACACCUACCAAAAGACCUCCGGAAUUCUGGAUACCUCCCUUAGUCAAGCUCCGUGGUAUCAAUCCGUCAUACAUGGUACUGAGAGUAGCUCAUUGGUGUCGGAGAAUGUAUCUCAAACACCAUCUGGGUACACGUCUCUAGGUGGUAACACUGAAAGCCCAAGCCAGUCAUCACAUCUGAAUAGGCGUGUCAGAAAUCACUCAGUGGAUGGUGCUCUUCCGAAUUCAUCGAGUUCUAGACUGAAUCAAGACUCUUGGUCUCUGUUAUGUGCUGCUUCUGCGAAUGCGUCUUUACAGCUGCAGCAAGCAGAUACGCGGCGUCAAUACUUGUUCCCUCAAUUUCCAAAGCCAAGGGUCCACGCCACAAACGAGAAUCAUUAUGACCAUCAUCACACACUUGGACCACCGACAUAUGAGAGGAUACGAAGUGCAUUCAUUCAAUUGUGCUGCGCGGAGAGUAUACUGUAUCCAAAGUUUGAAUCCGAUCACCUGCCUGAUGCGGAAACACUGUCAAGCUUUAUUAAUCUAUACUUCGUGCAUUUCCAGCAUGUUUACCCAAUAUUUCACACCCCUACAUUUGAUAUCAACGAGUGCCAUUGGCUAGUGGUGCUAGCUCUCUCAGCAAUAGGCUGCCAUUUUGCUGGUUCCCAAGAACAAAGCGAGUGUGCGCCGGUGUUUCAUGAGUUUCUUAGACGCGCUAUAAGUGUUGAGGAAGAGAAGUAUUAUGUCGAUCGUGCACCCGUGUGGCUUCUUCAAGCAUCAGUACUCAACUGUGUUGGGAUACUAUACAGUUGUGAUGAACGGGCUAGGCUUUUGGCGCUGAAUACGUUUGGCAACUUGAUAGGCUUUGUGAACCGCGAGAAACUUCUUAGUCGUCCGGACAGACCCAUACAACCCCUAAACGGGAAGACGAACGAGCAGCACUGGCUGUCCUGGGUCGAGGACGAGAUCAGAAGACGCAUAGGCUACCUGAUUUGGCUUCUGGAUUGCACAAUAGCAUACCAAUUUGACAGGCGCCCUCUGCUCUCUCUUGACGAAAGCCAAGCAACGCUGCCUUCCCACGAGGCACUUUGGGCGGCAAAAUCCCUAGAGGCCUGGAAAGACGUACGGGGAAGGAUGUCAGACCAGAAGGAAUCCUCCCUUUACGAUGCGGUUCUUGUAAUGUACAUCGAGAAGGAGCUAGUACCUGAUAUCGGGGAGUUUAGUCAGCUUCUUCUCAUUCACGCGCUAUACCACCGUAUGUGGGAAGUGGGAGACUACUUCCGCCGCCCCUUGUCCUUCUGGAACCCAACCUCGAAAAAGCAGUCACGGCAUUCUGCACUCCCGUCUGGCUCCGUCUGGCUGCCUGGUAUUCCAUCUUAUUCCAAGUGGCGGAACAGUGCGUGUGACUGCCUGGAUAUACUUCAUUGGGCUGCUGGCAGCACCGUAGCCAGGACCGCUGGCCUUGAACAUCCCACAAUCUUGCAUCUCCAUUUGGCCCGCAUAAUCCUCCUUGCUCCGUUUCGUGAAAUACGGUCACUCGCCACAUCUUUGGCGAUGGAAGAGUCCCGUUGGUGUGAACGUGAACAGACCCUUGAAUGGCACUAUAUACUACGCUGGGUCAAACAUGACCAGUACAAGGCUCGCCUGGCAGUUGUACACGCCGGUGCAAUGCUAAGACAUGCACGCGAUUUCUCAAGUCGUUCUUUCCAUGAGCCAGUCGCUGUCUUCCUGGCAACACUAGUUCUGUGGGCAUAUGGCGCAUGCUAUACCUCCUUAUCUGACAUGACGAGCCGCCAUGAGGCAAGCCACGGCAUGCCGGAAAAGCCUCUGUUCAUUCAUCUCGACAGACCCUGCGAUGAUGAAUUAGCCCAACUUUUCGUGCGCGAAGGCCAAGGAAUGAAAGCGGUUCUGACCGGAGUUGGGGAUGUAUGUGCUCCGCAAGGACCAGAGGAGACCCUCAAAGCUGGCUGCCUGAUCCUUGCCGGCCUUUCGUCGUGGGGGAUCUCCAAACGAUUUACCGCGAUCUUGGGCAAGCUUUCUGAAAUAACAUCCAAGUCGUAG